UCAGGGAGGGAGAGCCUGGCAGUUUGAUAGGCAGCCUGUGCGUCCCUGUUACAAUGGUUACAAGAUCCGCACAGAGAGAAGCGGCUUCACAACAAAGAGGGAACUCCAGCUGGACAUGGGAACAACACGGGACAAGCUCGGCUAGAAGCUGCUGACGUCCGUCACUGCACGCCCGCUGACGGUUUUAUCCUGUCUAUCUGGGCAGAGUGCUGGAAGUUGGUGCUCUUUGCCCUUGGCAUGUGGUCCUGUGGCCGGGUACACAGGCCCCUGGCAGUGUCUGCACCGGGAGAUGCUCAGGCUGCUGCUGCUGCCGCCUUUCUGGAUGUUUUCUUCUCCUGAUCUUACUCUCCGGGACUUCUAGAAGGAGUAAUCCGACACCGGGCUCCGUCCACAAGGAGGGAAACAAGGGGGAAAAGUUUGGAGACUGAUGCGCAUAGACCAGAGAUAAUAUGCAAGUGUCACUCGCUGAAGCUUUGGAGGUGCGUGGAGGGCCAUUGGAAGAGGAGGAAUUAUGGGCCGUAUUGAACCAAAGUACUGAAAGCUUGCAACAGCUGAUCAGAAAAGCGGACCCUGCAAGUCUCAGCUUCAUCAUCUCUCCCUGGUCUCUGCUCCUGCUGCCCUCCGGAAGCAUAACCUUCACAGAUGAAAAUGUUUCUAAUCAGGACCUGCGCGCCUUCACAGCGCCCGAGGUGCUGCAGACCAAGUCACUGUCAUCGCUGGCAGACAUUGAAAAGAUUCACAUUUAUUCUCUUGGGAUGACCUUGUACUGGGGAGCAGACUAUAAUGUACCUCAGAGUCAGCCUAUCAAACUUGGGGAACGUCUGAACAGUAUUUUGCUGGAUAUGUGUGAUGACAAUUGUAUCACAAGACUGACUACACGCACUGUUUUAGAUGGUUGCAGUGCCUACAUUCGCAACAGCAACUGUGCACCUUCCUUUUAUUACAUCAAGCAGCUGGUAAAGCUAGUACUUGGCAGCUUAACCUGGUUGGAUCAGACAGGAAAUAAGAUAAAUGAACCUGAUCGCAGCCAGGCCAUUCGUGACAGGCUACGAGGGAAAGGUCUGCCCUCAGGAAGUUCCAUAGAGCAUGAUGUCAGUGCUAAUACAGUUUCACAGCAAAACUUUCUUAACCGAGGCCUCAGCAAGUCCAUGGGUUUUCUUGCAUUUAAAGAUCAACAAGAUGGAGAUGACCGUUUUCCAUCAUUAGAACUUGGCUCCACAUAUGAGGAUACAUCAAAAUCGCAUUAUCCUUAUGACCAUUUUCAAUGUAACAAUUUAGAAAGAAAACUCAGUGAACGCAGUCAAAGGAAAAAGAAUUGGGCCUCCUCCUUUGAUGUGUCAUCUUUAUCCAGCCAUGGUACAGAGAGAACAUCAUCUGCUGCAAACCCCUACAAGCGGAAUGUGUCUGAAACUUUGAAUGGCCGAUUUACAACUAUAAUGAAAAUGAAGGAUCGCAGGCAGUCGAGUGAGGCUGCUGAGGUUUUCAGCAAACAAAAAAGUGACCAAGCAAAACAUGGACCAGAUGUGCCAACCUCUGUUGCCAUUUCAAGUGCCUUGGAAAGGAUUAGGGAAAAGAAGAAACAUUUACAAAUCCUGAGAGAUGCCAUGAACAUAGAAGAACCGGGAAGAUUGCUUCAUUUAUCCCACAGUGAUGACUAUAGCACAUCCAGUGAAAGUCCUUCAGUUGUGUCAUCGGACCCAGAUUUUAGACAAGGGAGAAAACCAGAAGGACUGAAAGGAUAUGACUCUACAGGGGUUCCGGCUGGAAGUGAAGAAUGUAAUCGUGCACAGCAUGCCUUAAGCCCUAAGUAUGAAACCCUUCCAGAAAGAGGUGAUAUUAAUCAGGAAAUGCUCAAGCGCCAAGAGGAAGAUAUGAUUCAAAUGAAGGCCAAAAUGGCUUUUAAACAAUCAAGACUUAACUUGUAUGCAGGGGAUAUGACUCGAGCAUCGAUGUUGGACAUCACUAGGGAUCCUUUACGGGAGAUCGCCAUGGAAACAACUUUGACUCAAAGAAAAUUAAGGAAGUUUUUUGGGCCAGAGUUUGAAAAGAUGACUCUUGAACCUUGCGUUUCACUGGAUCUGCCACGAUCGAUUUUGACCAAGAAGGGAAAGAAUGAUGAAACUCGUCGUAAAGUAAACAUCCUCCUCCUCAGUGGACAAAGGCUCGAGCUAACAUGUGACAUAAAGUCUACCUGUAAAGAUGUGUUUGAUAUGGUGGUUGCUCAUAUUGGGUUGGUUGAGCACCAUUUAUUUGCCUUUGCAAUGCUAAAAGACUCUGAAUUUUUCUUCAUUGAUCUUGACCAAAAAUUGUCCAAAGUGGCUCCAGAAGGUUGGAAAGAAGACACCAAGAAAAAAGGCAAAGCAGGGGUCAACUUCACCAUGUAUUUCCGUGUGAAGUUUUUUGUGGAUGAUGUCAGUCUUAUACAACAUAGCUUCACUCGUCACCAGUACUAUUUGCAACAAAGAAAGGACAUUUUAGAGGAGCGUCUACAUUGUGAUGAUGAGACUGCUUUGCUUCUGGCAUCCUUGGCUCUUCAAGCGGAAUAUGGAGACUACCAUCCAGAUGUUCAUGGCUUAACCUAUUUUCGGAUGGAACAUUACCUUCCUGCUCGAGUGAUUGAGAGACUUGAUCUUUCUUACCUGAAGGAAGAGCUGCCCAGGCUGCACAGUACUUAUGCCGGAGCCUCAGCAAAGGAAACAGAAAUUGAAUUCCUAAAAGUAUGCCAGAGACUCCAGGAGUAUGGGGUUCAUUUUCAUAGAGUGUUUCCUGAGAAAAAAUCCCAGACUGGCAUCCUUCUUGGGGUGUGUCCUAAGGGUGUGCUCAUCUUUGAGGUCCACAAUGGCACUAGGACUUCAGUCCUGCGAUUCCCAUGGAGAGAAACAAAGAAGAUUUCUUUUACUAAGAAAAAAAUAGGUUUGCAAAACACAUCAGAUGGAAUCAAACAUGUUUUCCAAACGGACAGCAGUAAGACCUGCCAAUACCUCCUACAUCUCUGCUCUUCUCAGCACAAGUUCCAGCUACAGAUGAGAGCCAGACAAAACAGUCAGGAUACGCAAGAUAUUGAAAGAACUUCCCUGUGGAGCUUGAACAUGCAGGCAGAAUCUCUUCGUGGGCUUGGUGUAGCCCGGGCAAUCAGUACAACUAGCCUGGCAAGCAGUACUUUGAAUAGGAUGGCCAUACGCCCUGUGUCAAUCCAGCCUGACCUUCUGAAGAGACUCUCAUGCUCUGAUUUGUCAGCUCUUCAAACAAAUAUUGGAAAUGGAUCAAAAGACAGACAGACUAAGAACCUUUGGGAAGAUCGUCCUCGGGUUAUAAGCAAAUCUUAUCAUGACCUCAGUCAGGUCUCUCAGUCUCCACAGAGGAGGAUGCUUAAUACAAGGAUGGACAGUCCCCCUAAUACAUUGGAAGAAUUGAUGAGUCGGGCAUCUUUUCAUUAUAUGGCAAAGUCUGAUACAGAGUCAGUAACUGGAUAUGGAAAGCUUAAUGAGUCAAAAUCACUGUCUGGAUUUAAUAGGAGCCUCGAUUUGCGGAAACCUGAAUCGGACUCCUCAUCAAUGGAUGACAGUGGGCAUGCCUAUGUAGUAGGUGUGAGCAUGCAUAGUCUUGGUGGUCCUUCUUCGCCAAACCUGUAUAAAGGAAAUGAAGUGAAGCAUAACCAAAUGUCUGGAUCUGUUCCUGAAAGAGAGAUUACUUUGGUGAAGUUAAAAAAAGAUCCCAAAUAUGAUCUUGGGUUCCAGAUUAUGGGUGGAGAGACAACAGGAAAGCUAGACCUUGGAAUUUUUAUAAGCUCAAUAACACCUGGGGGACCAGCUGACCUGGACGGACAUUUAAAACCAGGUGAUCGCCUUAUAUCAGUGAACAGUGUGAGUCUGGAGGGGGUGAGCAAGCAAGCGGCACUAGAAAUCCUUCACAUCUCCUCUGAGGAUGUCACACUUCUGGUAUCUCAACCCAAAGAAAAAUUGCCCAGGGAUAUUGAAGCACAAUCUUCAUCUGAUGAACACAAAAGGUUCCCUGGUAACACAAAACUUAUAUCAGGAAGCUCAUCUGGCAUUUCUGCAGGAAAACGCGAGGGAAGCUUGAGUUCCCAGGACUCACGGACAGAGAGUGCAAGCCUUUCUAAUAGUCACAUCAGUGGUCUCAUAAGGAACCUGUCCAAGGAGCAGACAACGCCUCUGUCAGCCUCUGCCAAGAACUCUCCUUCAGUCAGCACUAAAGCUAGUGACAAGAAAAAAACUAGAAAAGAAAACAAGAAAAGCCCUGGUCUCACUGAUUCUACAGACUAUUCAGAUAGAGGCGACUCCGACAUGGAUGAGGCGACCUAUUCUAAUAGCCAGGAGCAGCAUUCAAUAAAGAAGGAACCUUCUUUGGAAAGUUCAUCACCAACCAUCAGCAAUCUUUCACCAACACCUCUUAAACCAGGAGAUGUCUUCACAGUUGUGUUGGCUAAGAAAGAUGACAGCUUGGGGAUAAGUGUCACGGUACUGUUUGACAAGGGGGGAGUUAAUACUAGUGUAAAACACGGUGGCAUCUAUGUGAAAGCCGUCAUACCAAAAGGAGCUGCAGAAACUGACGGCAGAAUACAAAAAGGUGACCGUGUUCUGUCUGUAAAUGGGACCAGUCUGGAGGGCGCCACUCAUAAGCAAGCAGUGGAGAUAUUGAGAAAUACUGGUCAGGUGGUAACACUGCUUCUCGAAAAAGGGCAGCUGCCAGCUGUUAAAGUCCAUGCGCCGGUCACUCCUCAGUGCACACCACCUAACCAAGCAGAUGCCAGCAGGCUCCAGAACAAAAAGAUUACUGCACCUUCAGAAUACAGCUUUGUUACUGAUGAAAACGUGUAUGACGUUAAACUGGUGAAGAAUAGCUCUGGCCUGGGCUUCAGCUUUUCUCGAGAAGAAAACCUCAUUCCUGGUCAGCUGGGCUCCAGCAUAGUUCGGGUGAAGAAACUGUUUCCAGGCCAGCCAGCUUCAGAAAGUGGCAAAAUAAAUGUCGGAGACGUGAUCCUUAAAGUGAAUGGGGCUUCACUGAAAGGACUUAGUCAGCAGGAAGUAAUUUCUGCAUUGAGAGGAACCUCUCCAGAAGUCACCUUGCUGAUGUGCAGGCCGCCCUCUGGUGUAUUGCCAGAGAUCAGCCCUGUAAUCCUGGCUUUGCAGACACCGUUGAACUCCCCACAGCAAUCUGUAGAAGAAGGCAGCAAGUACGGGGUGAAUCAUUCCAUUCCCCAGGAUCCUGAAGAUAUGUCAGACCAUGAGGACAAUGAGGAGCUCAAUGACACAAGUGCCAGGAGGCUAAAAAACCCUUCUAGGAGGGAUAGUUAUAGUGAUAGUAGUGGGACCGAUGAAGAAGACUUUCUACCUAUACAAGAUGAAACGCCGGCAUGGAAUGCCACAGUCUACCAGACACCAAAUGCUUCUUUGGUCCCACCUUACACCCACUGUGAUUCCCCUGAUAUCCAAGAAGAAACAGUCCGUUCCAGCUUUUACACUCCAGAACAAACACCUUAUAAACCGCAGUUUGACGACAGCAAUCCUCCAUCUCCAGUUUCUCUAGACGUGACUCCAACCCACAGUAGCAAUAUUCCACCUGCCUUACUUUCUGAAGAUUACUUAUCUGAUUCUAAAACCUUAGAUGACCGAUCAACCUUCAGUAACCUAGGACUUAAGGACUUGGAAGUCUACGAACCAGAAGUAGAGCUUCAUGUCACACUGACUAAAUCAGAGAAGGGAAGCCUUGGCUUUACAGUGACCAAAGCCAAUGACUGCAUUGGAUGCUAUAUUCAUGAUAUCAUUCAAGAUCCUGCCAAGAGUGAUGGACGUUUACAGCCUGGUGAUCGGCUAAUAAAGGUUAAUGAUGUAGACGUCUCAAAUAUGAGCCAUACUGAAGCAGUAAAUCUACUAAGGGCAGCUCCCAAAACUGUCCGACUUGUGCUUGGCCGUGUACUGGAGAUCCCUAAGCCACAGGUGCCUUCUCAUCUCCUCCCUGAUAUUACACUUACAUGCAACAAAGGCAUUCUGGGCCUGUCUCUCUCUGGGGGUCUAAAUAGCCCUUCUCAGGUGAUAUAUGUAGAAGAUAUCAAGCCAGGCUCUGUAGCUGAUCAAGAGGGAACCUUGAGACCGCUAGACAUUAUACAUUACAUCAAUGGGGAAACCACUUCAAACAUGACACUAGAGGAAGUCAAACACACUCUGGAAUCUGUACUUCCAAUGGUAGUUUUGAAAGCUACUAGAGAGGGAAAUCCAGUGGUUCCAAACAAUAAAAACCUUGUCAACUCAGGCUCCAAACCCAACCAGAUUAAUGGUUAUUCAGGGGGAGAACGUCUAAAACAACUAAAAGACAAUUCAGAUGUGUAUGCUAUGGAGGCCGGAUUAGUCCAUGUUGUUUUGGAAAAGCCUCUGUCUGGAGAAUUGGGAUUCUCCCUGGUGGGAGGCGAAUAUGGGAUAUUUGUCAAGUCCAUCAGUCCUGGGGGUGUAGCUGACAUAGAGGGGAGCUUACAGGUUGGAGACAGGUUACUUAAGGUAAAUGGUGAUUGUAUGCGAGGUGCUACACAUGGAAAAGCAGUCUCUUGUAUUCGAAAUGCAAAAGGACUUGUACAGAUUGAAGUUGCCCGUGAACUUAUGCCAAAAGAUACUUCAUUUGCUUUAGACAAGUGUAAUGAAAACUUGGAUCCAGAGCAUGGAAACAUUAACUAUGAGGAUGAUGAGGAAGAUCAGAAUGAUGUUAUACAGUCCCUGCUGGAUGUGGUCCAUGAACAAACACAGAACCUUCUACAGCUCAAUCGCCAGAAUGCACUUUCACAAGAACACUAUUCAGUAGAUCAAACUGAAGAAGAUGAAAAAGCAGAAGACACAGAUUGUGAUGGCUCCUCAUUGCCAGAUGACUCUCCUGAGCCAGCCAAAGUAAAUGGUAUGGGCUCUUACAACAACAAUGGAAUUGAAAGGUCUCCACAAUCAAACACAAUGAAGAAAGCUAACAUUGUACCAAAGAGUAAUGACAUGCAACAUGAAUCCAACUUACUUGAUUGCUUCAGGGUAACAAGUGAAAAUCUGUCCUCGCUUUCUCUAGUCCAAGUAACGCCAUUUGGUCGGUACACAGGAAAUAAGUUAAAAGCAUUUAUACGUCAAAUACGCAGUAUGCUGGAACAAGGUGUGCCAGCCAAGGAGUUUGAGGAUCUACAAGAUUUGAAACCACUAGAUGAAUGCCUUAUAGGACAAACAAAAGACAACAAGAAGAAAAACAGAUACAAGAACAUCCUCCCAUAUGAUUCUACUCGAGUUCCACUUGGUACAGAGGACGGCUAUAUCAAUGCAAGUUUUAUUAAGAUGCCAGUUGGCAAUGAAGAAUUCACAUAUAUUGCCUGCCAGGGACCUCUGCCAAGUACAGUUCCAGAUUUUUGGCAGAUGGUGUGGGAGCAAAAUGCCACCAUAAUAGCCAUGAUGACCCAGGAAAUGGAAGGUGGGAAGAUAAAGUGUCAGCGGUACUGGCCUGAGGAGCUUCACAGACCUGUGCGGGUAACCGGGGAACUUCAACUCAGUCUAGUGAAGACACAGCAGCUGGAAAGUUUUGUACUCAGAGUUGUAGAAUUACAAGAUAUUCAUACUGGUGAAGCACGACACAUUGGACAUUUGAACUUCACUGCUUGGCCAGAUCAUGAUACCCCCAGUGAUCCUAACCAGCUCCUCACAUUUAUCUCCUACAUGAGAUACAUAUACAAAUGCGGGCCCAUCAUCACACACUGCAGUGCAGGCAUUGGCCGCUCCGGCACUCUCAUAUGUAUCGAUGUCAUGCUGGGUUUAAUCUGCAGGGAUUUAGAGUUCAGUAUUUCAGAUUUGGUACGAACAAUGAGGCUUCAGAGACAUGGGAUGAUACAGACAGAGGAACAAUACAUGUUCUGUUACCAAGUGAUCCUGUAUGUUCUGAAAAGACUACAAGCAGAAGAGAACCUGUAAUGGAUCACGCGCUCAAUCUCCCCUUAUAAAUAUGGUCCUAAUAAAGGGCCAGUAAAUAUUCAACAAGAGCUGCAUUUUAGUAGCUUACUUAUUCCGCGCUCACCGGGUAUCAGCACCAGUGGAUGCCAAGAGCAGUUGUUUAUACUGCUGUUUUAUUUUGUUUGUGUUGAAAAGGGUUAAUAAAAGACAGUAUUUUAUAACAUAGAGACCUGUUACAAUAGUACACAUGGUUCUUAACAUGGUACGCUUGUAUAUUUGCAAGUCAUUUUUUUUCAAAGUAUUUUCACAAUCGAAAAGAUAGUUUUGUAGCUGACACAUAAAGGCAGUAUUUAAAAGACAGAUAUAAUUGUUUCUAUAGACCCCAGAGUAGUAAGUUAAUUGUAAUUAUUGCAUACAUUUCAUAAUGUUUACUGAUAUAGAGUUUUAUGUACUAUUUAUAUACUUUUACAAAAUGAAAUUAAGCUACCCUGUGCCUGGCUGUGAGAACUGGCACACUCUUGCUCUACCUUGUAAAUAAACCGUGCACAUUAAAAUGUAUAUAUA
Messenger RNA from Hyla sarda, 8486 nucleotides. It is a transcript of the gene PTPN13, whose product is annotated as protein tyrosine phosphatase non-receptor type 13. Gene Ontology annotation, biological process: peptidyl-tyrosine dephosphorylation. The coding region runs from base 450 to 7943 and encodes 2497 amino acids. Gene Ontology annotation, molecular function: phosphatidylinositol 3-kinase regulatory subunit binding; protein tyrosine phosphatase activity. The transcript has 49 exons. Lineage: Eukaryota; Metazoa; Chordata; Amphibia; Anura; Hylidae. Gene Ontology annotation, cellular component: nucleus; cytoskeleton; cytoplasm. The record is from RefSeq and is a predicted model, not a curated record.